This is a messenger RNA of Pelodiscus sinensis (Chinese soft-shelled turtle), 368 nucleotides long. The record is from RefSeq and is a predicted model, not a curated record. NCBI's taxonomy places the organism in Eukaryota, Metazoa, Chordata, Testudines, Trionychidae.
UCUCCUCCCCUAUGCUGUUUGACGAGCGCAAGUAUCCCUACCACCUCAUGCUGCAGAAAUUCCUCUGCUCCGGCGGCCACAACGCCCUCUUCGAGACCUUCAACUGGGCGCUCUCCAUGGGGGGCAAGGUCCCCGUGGCUGAGGGGCUGGAGCACCCGGACCUGCCGGACGGGACAGGGGAGUUCCUGGACGCCUGGCUCAUGCUUGUGGAGAAGAUGGUGAAUCCCAGCACGGUGCUGGAGUCGCCGCACUCCCUGCCCGCCAAGCUGCCGGGCGGGCAGAGCUACCCGCAGUUCAGCGCCCUGCGCUUCCUGGUGGUGACCCAGAAGGUGGGUGCCCGGCCCGGGGCGUGACUGCUGCAGCCGUGC